Rhipicephalus microplus (southern cattle tick) is the source of this 1452-nucleotide messenger RNA. RefSeq names its product chitin biosynthesis protein CHS5-like. The record is from RefSeq and is a predicted model, not a curated record. NCBI's taxonomy places the organism in Eukaryota, Metazoa, Arthropoda, Arachnida, Ixodida, Ixodidae.
AUGGAAAAAACUACGCAACCAGCAGAGGCAGAGAACGAAAGCACAGGUGACCAAACAUUCGACCACACUCAUGCACAGGAAGAACAGGCUAGCACAUCAACCAAGGAAGAACACUCCAGCAGCCAGGACCACGACACAUUAGAGCAACAUAAUUUACCCGAAGGGGAGACCACCAUCUCUCCUGAGGGUGAAAGUGGCAGUACAAGCGAUCACCAACUACCCGAAAAAGGCAACACACCAGUAGAGAAAACUACGCAACCAGCAGAAGCCGGGAAUGAAAGCGCAGCCGACCAAAUAGUGGAUGGAACUGAUGGACAGGAAGAAGAGGCUUCCGCAUCAACUAAGAAAGAACACUCUAACAGCGAGGUGCACGAGACAACGGAGCAACAUAAUUUACCCGAAGGAGAGACAACCAUUUCUACUGAGGAAAACUGCGCAACCAGCAGAGGCGGGAAUGAAAGCACAGCUGACCAAGUAGUGGAUGAAACUGAUGGACAAGAAGAUGAGGCUACCACAGCAACCAAGGAAGAACACUCUAGCAGCGAGGUGCACGAGACAUCGGAGCAACAUAAUUUACCCGAAGGAGAGACUACCAUCUCUUCUGAGAGUGAAAGUGGUAGUACAAGUGAUCACCAACUACCCGAAGAAAGCAACACACCAGCAGAGAAAACUACGCAACCAGCAGAGGCCGGGAAUGAAAGCACAGCUGACCAAGUAGUGGAUUUAACUGAUGGACAAGAAGAUGAGGCUUCCACAACAACUAAGGAAGAACACUCUAGCAGCGAGUUGCUAGAGACAUCGGAGCCACAUAAUUUACCCGAAGUAGAAACUACCAUCUCUCCUGAGAGUGAAAGUGGUAGUACAAGUGAUCACCAACUACCCGAGGAAAGCAACACACCAGUAGAGAAAACUACGCAACCAGCAGAGGCCGGGAAUGAAAGCACAGCUGACCAAGUAGUGGAUGGAACUGGUGGACAGGAAGAAGAGGCUUCCGCAUCAACUAAGAAAGAACACUCUAGCAGCGAGGUGCACGAGACAUCGGAGCAAUAUAUUUUACCCGAAAGAGAGACUACCAUUUCUAUUGAGGGUGAAAGCGCUGGUACUAACAGUCACCAGAUAUAUGAGAAAGGCAACACACCAGUAGAGAAAACUACGCAACCAGCAGAGGCCGGGAAUGAAAGCACAGCUGACCAAGUAGUGGAUGAAACUGAUGGACAGGAAGAAGAGGCUUCCACAUCAACUAAGGAAGAACACUCUAGCAGCGAGGUGCACGAGACAUCGGAACUACAUAAUUUACCCGAAGGAGAGACUAACACCUUUAGUGAGGGUGAAAGCGCUGGUUCAAGCAGUCACCGGCUAUCUGAGAAAGGCAACACACCUGUAGAGAAAACUACGCAACUAGCAGAUUCCGAGAUUGAAAGCACAGCUGACCAGACAUUCGAUGCAAACUGA